Helianthus annuus (common sunflower) is the source of this 2091-nucleotide messenger RNA. RefSeq names its product probable magnesium transporter NIPA1. Lineage: Eukaryota; Viridiplantae; Streptophyta; Magnoliopsida; Asterales; Asteraceae. Gene Ontology annotation, biological process: magnesium ion transport. The coding region runs from base 396 to 1379 and encodes 327 amino acids. Gene Ontology annotation, cellular component: membrane. The transcript has 8 exons. Gene Ontology annotation, molecular function: magnesium ion transmembrane transporter activity. The record is from RefSeq and is a predicted model, not a curated record.
GAUCAUCUUCCUUCAAACGCACGCAACCGACCUACCUACCAUUUCUUGCUCGUAUUCGUGUCAUACUUCUCUUCCAUUCUUGUAAAGAAAUUCGAAGCUUUACUUUUAAAAGGUUCCAACUUUUCCAAAUCCCACUUCCGAAAACAUGUGAUCUAUCACUUUCCAUAUGAAUCGAUAAAGGAAACAUCGUUUCACAUGCUUCCCAUUACGACCCGACACACAAAAAGGUUAAAGUUUCUUGUUUUUAGUUCGAUUUCGGUUUGUUUAAAGUGGUCAAGAUUGUGAAUUUCUUUGUGAGUUUUUAAGUUUCAGGUGGGAAUUAAUCAAAUUUUGUUGAUUUGGGGGGGAUUAGGGGUUUAGGGGUUGUGUGUUUGUUUGAAAUUUUGUUGGUGAAAAUGGGGGGAAUAUCGUCUGAUAAUGUUCAUGGGCUUGUGUUAGCUCUAUCUUCAAGUGUGUUUAUUGGAUCUAGCUUUAUUAUUAAGAAAAAGGGUCUCAUGAAUGCUGGUGCUACAGGAAUUAGAGCAGGUUUAGGAGGCUAUUCAUACUUAAAAGAGCCCUGGUGGUGGGCUGGGAUGGUCAGCAUGAUCAUAGGUGAGGUGGCAAAUUUUGCCGCUUAUGCAUAUGCACCAGCAAUUCUUGUAACCCCAUUAGGGGCUCUAAGUAUGAUAAUCAGUGCAGUUCUAGCCCAUUAUUUUCUGGAUGAAAGGUUGCAUAUUUUUGGUGUAAUCGGGUGCGCACUCUGUUUGGUGGGGUCGACCACAAUCGUCUUGCACGCACCACACGAGAUCCCGAUCAAGUCGGUUAAAGAAGUUUGGCUCCUUGCAACCGCACCAGGAUUUCUGGUCUACGCUUGCAUUGUUUUGAUUGUUGUCGGCAUACUUAUUUACCGUUAUGUGCCACUCUACGGCGGGACCCACCUGGUCAUAUACGUUGGGAUUUGCUCUCUGAUGGGCUCCCUCACGGUUAUGUGUGUGAAAGCAGUCGGGAUUGCCAUGAAGUUAUCGUUUUCGGGAAGUAAUCAGUUUGUAUACUUCCAAACAUGGUUCUUCACAAUCUUACUUUUUGGUUUCAUUCUCUUGCAACUCAACUAUUUGAAUAGGGCACUAGACACCUUCAAUACUGCUGUGAUUUCACCUGUUUAUUAUGUCAUGUUUACCAGUUUCACAAUUUUGGCCAGUAUGAUCAUGUUCAAGAACUGGGAUCAUCAAAAUGCGUCUCAAAUAAUAUCUGAACUCAGCGGUUUUGUGACCAUUUUCUCGGGGACGUUUCUUCUUCAUAAAACUAAGGAUAUGGGAACUCCGGCGGCAACAGACUCGCCUAAACUUUCAAGUUCAUCAGCCAGCAGCCGAAAUGAAGGCCCCACAAGGUCGGAAUUGUGAAUAGUCGCAAAAUGUCUGGUGGUGGUUUUGCGGUAGAGUAGAUGCUUUUAACAACAGGGUUAGAUGCUGCUGAGAAUCAUGAGGACUUUCACACCUCUGGCAAUAUUUCUUAUAUUAUUUAUGCUGAUUUUUUUUUUGGCAUAUAUUGGUGUAUACCGGGUUAACGGACGGGUCGGGCCGGGUCAGAAGAGAUUCGGAACAGGAGGGUUCUUUUUAGAAGAUGGUCAAUUUGAUGUAACUAUAGAAUCCAUUUUGAUGCAUACAUUCAAGGACAACAGAGUGGUAUUCUAAAGGGUUAUUAGAUUUUAUCACACCCCCAACUAUUGGCUAUUGGCUGCUGUCAUCCUCAACUUAACACUUAAUGUGUUCUGUCACCAGGUCGUUAACUAAUCACUAACUUUUGAUCUUGUUACUAUACUUUUGGUGUGUCGUAAGAUCCCUAAAACCUUCGUAAGAUCCCUAUGACACCCUAAAAGUAUAGUACCAAGAUCAAAAGUUAGUGAUCAGUUAACGACGUGAUGACAGAACAUACUAAGUGUUAAGUUGGGGGUGACGGGCGUCAAAGUGAUAGUUGGGGUGGCCGCAGCCAAUAGCCAAUAGUUAGGGGUGUUAUGUUGUAGUCGCAUGUGUUUGUAGUAAAGUGUUGUCUUUUUCCUUCUAAGGCCUCUUUCUUUAAGUAAAAUAUGCAAUACAUUUAACUUAUGUUGUGCUA